GACGCCCGUCUUACAGCACACAACAAACCUCGUCUUCUAAGCAUCCUUUCUCGCCGCUUCUUCGUCCUUUUCUCCCCCGUGCUGACACAACCCUCCUCAUAUCUUCAGCCGCCGGCUCACACAUCUCUACACACCAUCUCACCAUCAUUCCACGGAACCAGACUUUGUCUGCUAUGUUCUCGGCAACCACUAAUCUUACCGUCUUUGCACUUUCUCGACUUCCCCUCAUUGUCUUUAUGUCUCGCUCCGAUGUCCGACCGGUGGUUACCGCAUCUUCCGAAGCCACCGUAUCUAAGUCACUUCUGCGUAUUACCAGCUAUCAGUGGGAGUAUCAACCUGUCUGGCAUAUGACUAUCCUGAAAAUCAUGCUGCCUACAAUAUGCGGUAUCACUCCUUCAAGCGACGGCCUCCGAGUAUAGCACAUAGUACAGCUACUCUGAUCUCUCCAACCCAACUCCAAUCAUCGUACCAUACUUGCUUUUGUCACUCGUCAAUACGUUACUCCAGAACCCAUCAGCCACGUCUGCCAAACACGUACUGACACUAUGACAGAUCUUCGGGGACUCUUCUGAUUAAGUACACCCCAUCAAGAUAUGUAAAUGUUUUCUGUUGUGCACCUCAUCACCUCAAGGGUCCACCUAGGGUACUUCCGUCAGCUCUCCUGCUGCAUGUCAUGCCAACCUCCACCAUCACACAGCCCAACGCCUCUGACCUUUCUGACUACGUAGACUCCUGACUUCAAUUUCGACAUCACACGCCAUAUUUCGCGAAUAAAUAGCUGCAUUCUUCCCACCGAGGCCUCAAGUCGCGUGUGGAUCACUUUCUAUUGACAAGAACACUCCCAUCUGUUACUAUUUCAUGACAGCCUCUGCCACAACUCACAAACGUUCGCACAAUCGAUCGUCCACGGAUGAUGGCACCCUAUACUAUAGCGCCAUAUUGCCACGUUUGCAUCCCUGCUGCCUUGCGUACUAAUUGUAUACCAAGCAUUGCAGCGCCCAGCAAACGACGACGUCGCCAG
Molecule: messenger RNA, 1021 nt
Organism: Serpula lacrymans var. lacrymans S7.9
Lineage: Eukaryota; Fungi; Basidiomycota; Agaricomycetes; Boletales; Serpulaceae
Exons: 2
Coding region: 174-419 (81 amino acids)
Source: RefSeq, a predicted model, not a curated record